AAAUAUAUAUUGAAGUUACUACACACGUGAACUCUCAAUCUCCACUUUUCGAUACUCCAGUUCAGCUGAGGUUGAAGUUGCAAAUUAGCUGAGUUUCUCCUUCGUCUCACAAUCUCAUCUCCACAACAAACCAAAACACCAAAACACCAGCAUCAACAACUACUAGCUAGAACCAUCACCAUGCCAUCUGCACCAAUCUUUACUGGAAGGGAACGCCUCAUGCUUCCUGAAGACUACAGACCCGGAGACGAUGUAGUCAUCAUCGGCCGUGGCAAGAAGGUCUUCCAACACCCUGGCAACAUUCGAUUCCGCGAGAUUGUGGACUCCUACCUCGAAGCUUACAAGGGCGCCGCCACCAAGGGCCUCAAAUCCUCCAUUCUCUGGAAUAUUUUGACGACUAUGCGCAACACCAGCAAGGAUAACUUGGGCUUUGUCAAGAAGGAUGCCGAAACGGGACUGUGGUGCGCCGUCGAUGACGCCAAUGCUCGCAUCAACAUUGCACAAGCUUUCCGCGAUCGCCUCAGCAACUCCUACAGGUCCAGCAAGCAACACAAGAGCAUCAAGCGCAAGGUCGACUUGGGACUUAUCGGCAGCGACAGCAGCGAAAGGAUCACUUUCGAACAAGACUUUCUCCUCGAUGAAAACAUCCUCGCUUCUUUGGUCAAUGUCGAUGCCAAGAAAUUCUACCAUCAAGUCGAGCCCAACAAGCGCAUCUGCCUCCGAAACUCCAACUCUGUUCCUUCUUCCAUGCCAAAGAUCGAAUCUUCCUUUGGACGCGUCCAGAGGAAAACGUCCAUGAGUAUGGGCCAUCUUCGCGAUAUCUUGGACACAGCCUCCAAGGUCACUUUUUCCUCUGACGAACAAGUGCACGAACCCAAGGCACCCUUUCCCUCCAUGAGCACUGACAACAAGAGCAACAGAACUCCCUGCACUGAAUCUUCUCUCUCCACCCUCCUCAAGCAAUUCGAAGCUUCUAUCGAUUGCUGCUCCGAAGAAAAUCCAUUUGAACCCAAGCCCAUUGCUGUUGUCAAGGAACAGCCACCUGUUGUUGUUUCAUCCUCCACAGACGUGGUCAUGACACCCAUGAUGGCCAUGCUCAAGAGCCAACAGCAAGAUAUGUUUGAACCAGACGAAUCAACCUCUUCGUUCAAUCUCAAGUCAUUGGAUCUCAUGGAUGAAUCCGAUCUUCUUUUGCAAUUGGAUGACUGCCUGGACUUUGUCAACGCCACCUGGAACACACAACCAGAGGCACUCUUUUCCAGUUGAGCAAGCCAUCAAAAGCAACCACACUGUGAACAAACUUGACAAUAGUAAGCCAGCCAAGCUCCGCUCCCCUUCCAUCCAUACAAUUGCAUAAACCGACAUGGAGACCAGCCAUCAUUCCCAGCUAGCAGCCACAAGCACAUAGAACACCAAGCGCCUGGGAUGAACAACAACAGAAACAGUUUUCUUUACAAAUAAAAUAUACCACUAAAAGUGUCCAUUACAAAACUC
Messenger RNA from Seminavis robusta, 1494 nucleotides. Lineage: Eukaryota; Bacillariophyta; Bacillariophyceae; Naviculales; Naviculaceae. The record is from the annotation of a GenBank genome assembly.